Messenger RNA from Fusarium musae, 939 nucleotides. RefSeq lists its product as uncharacterized. The coding region runs from base 1 to 939 and encodes 312 amino acids. The transcript is spliced from 2 exons. NCBI's taxonomy places the organism in Eukaryota, Fungi, Ascomycota, Sordariomycetes, Hypocreales, Nectriaceae. The record is from RefSeq and is a predicted model, not a curated record.
AUGCCUGGCACAGCUAUAGCUUAUGGCUCUGAGUACGGCCACGACUCCCGCCAAACGCAAGGUUUUGGUGGCUACAGCACCGCAGCUACGAUGAUGUAUAACGUUGGCCAACCGAGCACGCAAAACACAGUUUACGAUGCGCAGCAAUUCAGCUCGCGGCAACCUGCAGCUAUGCAAAUGAUGCCACCAGACGUCGCCUCGAGCUACUUUGGGUCCGAAACUGGAGCCUCAGCUGGCCCGAGUCUACAGCAACCGGCGCAGGGCUCAAGCGGAUCCGCGAAUGUUUACCAGCAAAGCAAUGCCAUGAAUUACGCGAGCAACAGCAUGUCCAGUGUGAGCGCAAUGCCACAGGCAACAAACACCGCCGAUGUUUCAAUGACAGACGACCACGACUAUGCGGAAGGCGCCCUCGAAGAGAAAUGGGUCAGUUACCAGAGGCAGCUAGGGAGCAUAUUUCAGGAAAUAGUGAAUGGGUCUCUUGAGAGUGCAUCUGAGACAUUGCUUAGCGUCACUAGCUGGCUUUUGUCUCAGGUCGCAGAUCUAGGUCUUAAUCUUGACGAUACCAACCUCCAUGCUGAUCGGAUUCAGCUGUGGAACGACUUCAACCACGCUUGGCUCGGAUUGGGCCAACGGCAAAUUGACCUAAUGACUUCAUCCCAACAACUUUCGAGAACGCAAAGUCUGGUUUCAAAGGCCAUGAUUAAAAAGAUGGGAAACGAACUAAUAAGGCUAUGUGACGGUAUAGAGCGCCAUGGCCUGGUGGACUAUCAAUAUGGAGUAUGGGAGGAUCAAAUAACUGCUGGUGAGCAACUGCAAUCCCGCCCCAAGAGUCUGACCGGAUUCGCUAACAUGUGCAUACAGUUCUUGAAGACUGUCUGGACUUAUAUGAUGCUUCAGAAGAAGACAGCGACAGUGGCAACCGAUAACGUACGCAGUUAA